AUGGCUGGUCCUUUUGAACAAUCUCUGGAAGAAGUUCAUAUUUUGUUUGAUUCGAUUUUCCUUCCUUCCGAAAAUACAAUCGAUAAUUCUGAUCAACAUGCUCAAUCAUCAUCGACGUCCGGUUCACCGAUUUCGCGGACGAUUAAAUCCGAGGAUGCACUCAUCACAAGACCACCAAGUCUGUUGGAACUUCGACAAAAUAAUGCCCAAGAUUGUCAGAACCUGAUUAUUGCAUCUGUGGAUCGAGCAACUGUUGAGAUCUCGAGAACAAUAAUCGCGUUAAACGCCACAUUCUCACAGCAACUUCAGCAAGCAUCGAUAUCUGCUUCAAAUGGAAUCAAAUCUGCACAGGAUUCAGCUUCGUCAUCCAUUGGAGUUGUCGUCUCAAGCGCCGACAUAGCAACUUCAUCUGCUUCGUUUAUGCUCACCAUUGCCAAUCGACAAGUCGUCAGUGCUACGUCGGCGUUGGCAGAUGUCAGUCUGUCUUCUAGUAGCGAUGUUGCUAUUUUAAGCUCAAGCUUGGGUCAGCUACAAGCCAGUUUGAGUUCAAUGCAGGCUUCUGCGUCUGCUGCGAUUGCUGCUGCCCAAGCAGCAAUCGCUUCCGCAACAGGGUCAGCAGCUGCACAGGCAUCUUCUCUUCUCGCUUCCGCAAAUGCAAGACUAUCUCCCACUGCGACUCAGACGGUCGUUGGAGCAGGACAGACAGUUCAACCUUUACCUUCAUUCCCAGUACCAACAAACAUCUCUCUUACACCUGGCCAGAUAGCCGGUAUUAUCGUCGGUGCCGUUGCAGCUUCAGUACUACUAAGUCUGGCAGCAUACUUCGCAAUAGUACGUCUGAAGAGAAGGAAGCAUGACAGCUACAUGGACGAGAAAUAUGAUGCAAGGAGUCCGAAGGAAGUGCAUUCACGUUCAAGCUCCGCACCACGUACUGGGAAUACAAUGACGCUCAAGUUCAACCCUCCAAAAUCAUCAGAUGUUCCUCCUCCCACCAAAUCAGCACUGCGAAAUGAUGCGAGGAGCUCGGUGGGAAGUCCACCGGUGCCUCAGAUUUCGCCUCUCCAAUUUCAGGGCCCACCCGCCAGAAACUCUAGUUCAAGUACAAAUAUUACCGUAUGGAAUCAACAGCAACCUCCUGUAGCUGCUACAGAAUGGCCCGUACCAUCCUCAUCAAAACCCGGGAAUGAGUCAGGUUCUUUCGAUCUACCAGCUCCGGAGGCCUCGGGAGCACUAGCAGCGCCCGAUCGAUUGGGGAAAAGAGGCUACAGAUCGGGUGGAGAACCUAGUGAGGAACACGGUUCGCUCAAUCCAUUCUCAGAUCCUCGUGAGUCUAAGAGAGAAGAGCUUGAUGACCCUUUUGAGGACGUAUCGAGCCUCUACUCAAUUCCAGAUGCGCAGGCAUAUAACUUCAGAUUGUCCACAAAUUCUACCGCGCAGAUAGCUGAAGAAGCUGGCAAUCCGUUCAAUGAUCCAGCGACCACCUAUAUCGACCCGUCUUGGGACAAAUAUAGAUUCUCCGAUGCUCAGAUUUUCACGAAACCUGAAACACCCCAAAUAGAGGAAUCGAAACCAAGAAUGAAUACAUUGGCCCAGUAUCAGUAUGAAGACGAGCCUGUCAAGACCACAAUUUCUGAACCAGAACCCGCUGCUAAUCCCUCAAUCCUCCAACUGCAAACAGCAUUCGUGGAAAAACCGUCUUCUAGGAUGGAACAAAGACUCCAAGCUCCGGAACUGACACCCACUAAACCCUCAUUUCAAGAUACCAACUAUGUCACACCCAAUCAACCAGAAUUCCUAAAGAAUUACAUUCCGCCCACGCCGGAGUCAGAAAAGAUACCUUCCCCUCCACCACGAAGACGUCCCUCUCUAGGAAGCAUUCGGCCGCUACGGAAAAUGCUUCCACCUAGACAGAAGACCGUUUCUCCACCACGGCAAGUGAACUUCAACAGAGGCGAAGGAAGCAACCGUUUCCCGCCAAAAUUACCACAAGGUGCCCAAUCAAGGGAACCUUUCCCUCCGAUACUGAAAUCAGUGACAACUGAGAUAACAGUAUCUGAUCAGUCGUCUCGGCCAUCAUCAAAAGAGUUGAGAGAAGCUGCCCUUUCGCCUCUUCGACGCAAUCCUGUUUUGGCUCAGGUCGAAGCAGAGCUUGCAAUUGCCACGAAAGACGUCGAGUCAGAAAUACCAAUAAUGUUGGAAAAGGCGCAGGAAUCGAAGCAGCAGCAGAAAUCAUCCAGUCGCUCUCUGCUUUUGGAUGGUGAGAGAUUUUCUACUGCUGCCCGAGACGGAGAAGGGGUCGAAGAAGCAGAAAACAAUGACCGUGAGUAUCGUGGAAGGUCAAUGAUACGGACUUCAGACAUCAUCGAAGCUCGUCUCUCGAUAAAAUCACAGAACCAGGAAAAUCGCAAGUCAUUGCCAACAACAGAGGCUCGGAUCAAUUCCACAGUCCAGAAGUCCCAGCCGAUCAUAUCUUCCAAGUCGCCAAGCGACAAGAUCAAGAAUACGCAAAUCGGCAUAGGGGAAUCACCACUUCGCCGGAACCCUGUCGAUAUGUCCUCCAUCCCAAGGAUUCCCAUGCAUCGAAGAACGAAGACACUACCGCCUCCUCGCCAGCAUAUCCGCCGCGAACACGCCGCGAAACGGAGAUCACGAUCCCUCUCCCCGAUCAGACUCGUCAACAAAUUCCUCCAACUCGAACGGUCACCAAUCCCAUCUCCGAAAUCGCCUUUCCGAGUUAAUCCAAGCAACCUAAAGAGCACAAAACGGAGAUCACGAUCUCUCUCUCCACCACGACAACCAAAUCCAUCUCUUAAAUCUUUACCACACUCAAUCUCACGAGAAAACUCACCUCUUCGACGAAACCCAACACGUACUUACUCCCCAAUGGUCUCCGGCACCGUCGCCGUCGAUUCUACACCUACAUCAACUUCUGCACGAGUCCCAAAAGCCGCGAGAAACGGUCUUUUUGCACAGAGUCUGUCAAAGUUCCAGAAUCUGGCGUCGCAGAAUCCGCAGGAUGCGAUUAUUGCUUCAACGGAGGUUACGCAGAGGGCGAUUGCGGGGAUUUAUAUUCCUGGGAGUUUGAGAGAGCAAGCUGUUAGAACUGUGAGUAAGAGUCGGGAGGGGAGGCUGAGGGAUGGUGGGAAGGAUGAAUGA
Cadophora gregata is the source of this 3156-nucleotide messenger RNA. RefSeq lists its product as uncharacterized. Bases 1 to 3156 code for a protein of 1051 amino acids. The transcript has 3 exons. NCBI's taxonomy places the organism in Eukaryota, Fungi, Ascomycota, Leotiomycetes, Helotiales, Ploettnerulaceae. The record is from RefSeq and is a predicted model, not a curated record.